This is a messenger RNA of Strigops habroptila (Kakapo), 6522 nucleotides long. RefSeq names its product acyl-CoA synthetase long chain family member 3 (gene ACSL3). Gene Ontology annotation, molecular function: long-chain fatty acid-CoA ligase activity. The transcript is spliced from 16 exons. Gene Ontology annotation, cellular component: plasma membrane; endoplasmic reticulum; lipid droplet. Gene Ontology annotation, biological process: neuron differentiation; long-chain fatty acid metabolic process; long-chain fatty-acyl-CoA metabolic process. Bases 282 to 2423 code for a protein of 713 amino acids. The record is from RefSeq and is a predicted model, not a curated record. Lineage: Eukaryota; Metazoa; Chordata; Aves; Psittaciformes; Psittacidae.
GCGGCGGCGGGCUGCCCAGCCGCGGCUGGGUGCAGACACUGGGGUGGCGCGGCGCGGAGCGGCCGGGGCCGCGCACACUCGGCCCCCAGCGUGCAGGCCGGGACCGAUUUCACGCAGUUGCCUGUGACAGCUCCUGUUGAGUAAACUGAGACGGGAACAUCUGGUGUUGGCUUUUGUACCUGUACCUGCCACGAUGAGAAGUUGCUUAAGAUCUUUUUGGAUUCCUGUCUAAUUGGUCCAUGUUUCUGAAUUCUUCCUUGUAACCUUUGCAAGCAGACAAAAUGAAGUUGAAGCAUAAUAUCAACCCUAUUCUUCUACAGUUUAUAAACUUUAUAAUUUUGGUGUACUCCUUUGUAACAUACAUUCCGUGGUACAUAUUUUCAGGAUCAAGGCAGGCCAUAGCAAAAGCCAAGCAGGUUAAAGCUAAACCUGUGAAUAACAAGCCUGGGAGUGCAUACAGAUCUGUUAACAGUCUACAUUGCUUAGCUUCAGUUUUAUAUCCUGGGUGUGAUACACUUGACAAAGUUUUUAAAUAUGCUAAAACUAAAUUUAAGGACAAAAAACUCUUGGGAACACGUGAAAUCCUAAAAGAGGAAGAUGAAAUCCAGCCAUCAGGAAAGGUUUUUAAAAAGGUCAUCCUUGGCAAGUACACCUGGCUUUCAUAUGAAGAUGUAUACAUUAAAGCUGUUAAUUUUGGAAAUGGCUUAGCAGCAUUGGGUCAGCAACCAAAGACUAACAUUGCUAUCUUUUGUGAGACUAGAGCUGAGUGGAUGAUUGCAGCACAAGCCUGCUUUAUGUGCAAUUACCAGCUUGUUACGCUGUAUGCUACUCUGGGAGGCCCAGCAAUAGUGCAUGGGCUGAAUGAAACAGAGGUGACCACCAUCAUUACUAGUAAAGAAUUGAUGCAAACAAAACUGCAGGAAAUUGUUUCUCAAGUUCCACUGCUGCGACAUAUUAUUACAGUGGAUGGCAAACCAACAACAUGGUCAGAGUUUCCCAAGGGUGUCAUUGUUCAUACUAUGGCUUCUGUGCAAGCUAUGGGGGCCAAGGCAGAUACUGGAAACAAACAGCAGGCCAGGCCUGUGCCCUCUGAUAUCGCAGUGAUCAUGUACACAAGUGGAUCCACAGGAGUUCCCAAAGGAGUUAUGAUCUCCCAUUGCAACAUAAUUGCUGGGAUAACUGGAAUGGCUGAGAGGAUUCCAAAUCUGGGGGAAAAAGAUAUCUAUAUUGGCUAUUUGCCUCUUGCCCAUGUUCUGGAGCUGAGUGCUGAACUUGUGUGUCUGUCUCAUGGAUGCCGCAUUGGUUACUCUUCACCUCAGACACUAGCUGACCAGUCCUCUAAAAUAAAGAAAGGAAGCAAAGGUGAUGUUACGACACUGAAGCCAACCCUAAUGGCAGCUGUCCCGGAAAUUAUGGAUCGGAUCUACAAAAACGUCAUGAACAAAGUGAAUGAAAUGACUGCUUUCCAGCGGAAUCUGUUUAUAUUGGCCUACAACUACAAAAUGGAACAGAUUUCCAAAGGUUACACUACCCCGCUCUGUGAUAGCCUUAUUUUCCGGAAAGUACGAAUGCUGCUAGGUGGAAAAAUUCGCAUCCUGCUUUGUGGAGGAGCUCCACUCUCUGCAGCAACUCAGCGGUUUAUGAACAUUUGUUUCUGUUGCCCUGUAGGACAGGGGUAUGGACUAACUGAGUCAUCUGGAGCUGGAACGAUCAUGGAAGUUUGGGACUACACUACAGGGAGAGUGGGAGCACCUUUGGUCUGUUGUGAAAUCAAGUUAAUGAACUGGGAAGAAGGUGGAUAUUACAACACUGAUAAACCAUAUCCUAGAGGUGAGAUUCUUAUCGGAGGGCCAAAUGUGACUGUGGGCUACUACAAAAAUGAAGUACGAACCAAAAAAGAUUUCUCUGUUGAUGAGAAUGGGCAGAGGUGGCUCCAUACUGGCGACAUCGGAGAGUUUCAUCAAGAUGGAUGUCUAAAAAUUAUUGAUCGUAAAAAAGAUCUUGUAAAACUCCAGGCAGGAGAAUAUGUUUCUCUUGGCAAAGUAGAAGCAGCUCUAAAGAAUCUUCCACUGGUAGAUAAUAUUUGUGCAUAUGCAAGCAGCUUCCAUUCUUAUGUCAUUGGAUUUGUUGUGCCAAAUCAAAAGGAGCUUGCAGAACUAGCUCGAAAGAAAGGAUUUAAAGGAACCUGGGAAGAGAUCUGUAGCAGUCCUGAGAUGGAAAAAGAGGUACUGAAGGUGCUAGCUGAGGCUGCCAUGGCAGCUAAUCUGGAGAAGUUUGAAAUACCAGUAAAAAUCCGUCUGAGCCCUGAUCCUUGGACCCCUGAGACUGGUCUAGUGACAGAUGCGUUCAAGCUAAAACGCAAAGAGCUCACGGCAUACUAUCAGAUGGACAUUGAUCGAUUGUAUGGAAAAAAUGUAAAAUAAUUCUUUUUUUCUGCACCACUUUGCUACAGUCAGCUUGGAUCAAAUAGGAAAUACUUGAAUUGCCUGUCUCAACACUUGAGAUCAACACAGGAAACCACCAUUUCUCAUUUUCAGCUUAAACCAUUAUUUCUGAUAACAUCACCCUGAUGACUGGCAACUUUAGUAAAAUGCUAUGGCAGCAAACCUGCGUCUGUCUCCUUUUUUCCAGAGUUCUCUGCUACCUUGUCAGUCUGUGGAUUUUCCCCAAGUCUUUUCGGGAAACCAUGAUUCUGAAGCCUCAAGUUUUUAAACAUUUAUAAAUCCUGUAUAAUGUUUUAUUUGUAUCUUUAAAAUUUGGAUGUAUAUAAAGAGAACUUGGCUAUAUAAGGAAUGGUUAUACUGGGGGCCUUUUUUUACCUAAUUAUUUAAAGAUAAGAAGGUAUUGAUGUUGUGACAUUAUGUACCUUGAAAAUGCUUGUAACAAGGUCAUUGUCAAACAGAGGACCGUGUUAUUUGCUGCUGUGCUAUUUUUCUGUGUGAAUCUGAGGGAGAAAAUGUUUGACACUCCAGCUUUCUGUAAUACAGCUCUAAUAUGUGCCUAGUGGUUACCUUUAUUUUUAUCUGAAAAUGAAAAGAUGGUCAUGGCACAGCUCUGCAUAAAGGCAGGUACUCUUGCAGGUGUUAGUUGAUGCUUGUUUAAUACAAAAGAUGCUAUUAACACAGCAGAAGUUAAACCUAAGAAGAAUCUCUCAAAUACAGAAACUCCUUUUUGACAUGGCUCAUGACCAUUUCAUCUAGUAGUUGAAUUGUGUAAAGCUAAUAAGAACUCUCAGCAUUAAUUUCACUUAACACUUUGUAAGUUUGACAGUGUCCUCUCCUUUUAGCAGAGGGACUGUAACAACUUUUGUCGUUUCUCAUUAGGUUUGGACUUUACACUGGGUUUGCUCUUUCAUUGUUUGUGACAGUCUGGCAAAACCCCUGUUCUGCCUAGCUGCAACCCAAAUCUUACUGGGGGGAUUUUUAAAGUCAUAAUGACAGUUAUGUUCUCAGCUCACACAGUGCCUAGCUGCCCUUUGUGCCAUUAAAAAUCUCCCUUUAAUUCUCUGUUCUUUUAUUUAUAAUUUUUUGCUUUAAAAACAGAUACUUGAAGUAUUUGUCAGCCAGAGUUAUUUGUGUUGCUUGGUUUGUUACCCCCAGUUCUUACCUUGGGAGGGAAUUUCAGUUCCUGUUUUACUAUAGAUAUGUGAAUAUUGUUUGAAAAACUAUGGGAGAUCUUUUCCUCUUCAGAGAAUGUUUAGAUUUGUUUCAGAUGUGAAUUUUAUUUUCAAAAUAUUUCUAGAAAGAAUGUUUUAAACAGGGUUACAUGAGAAUGUGAAAAGGCAUACGUCAGUCAUCAAUUUUUUGGUGGAGCAAAUAUUAAAAUGGCUUUAAUUUGGAGAUUAUUCUUUCAUGUGUAUCAUUUACUCGUACUAAAAAUCAGGGUCUUGAUGCUCGCUUAGUACCCAGCUAUGGUAGUGUGUAGCAAUUCUGAAUGGCAGAAGCUUUGUUUGUGGGAGGGAGUUCCUGCUGUUAGCAUUUAUGACAUGGGAGCUAUGGGAGAUGUUUGAUAUACAAAUUUGCAUUUUAAAAACUUCUGAAAUAGUAUUUAACUGCUUUCUAUAAUCCAUUGAUCAUAGACAGCAGUUUCAUAGGAGUUGAAAGUUACCAAGCAGGUUCCUUGUAUUUUAAUUUUGAUGAAAUUACAGGGUUUGUGUUGUAUUUUAUUACAUUACCAUCUCUCCCACUGCUCAUGGAUUUCCCCUGCUGCUGUCUGUGAAUAACUGUUACCAUUUGGUGAGUUUGGGUGUAACUAGUCAAAUGGAAAUAGAAGCAAUAAAAAGAAAUCAGAACUGCAUUUAUGAGAUUAAUGCCUUGCUAUAUCAUAGAUCAUAAAUUAAAACCUUCUGGCAAAUACAGUUAAGACUAAUGUUAGAAAAUGACUGAAGAAUCCAGAUUCCAGAUGUGGAACUUGCCAAGUCUGUAGGGAAGUGUCACACCAUAUAUUAGACAUUACUAAUACUUCAGUAUGUAUCUGUGCUCCAUCAACAGGUUCUUAAAUAGUUUGCACUCAGAAUAGGAUGUACAUUGUUCACAUUUUUUUUUUUGGUGACUAUUUUAGUGAAAAUGAAUAAAUUGCAGAAGUACUAUGUAUAUCACUUGGUGCAUUGUGCAGCAGAUUGAAGAAAAUAAAUCUGUCUUUGGUUAAUUCAGCAAUCUGAAGUUAGUAUUUUAUUCUGCUAAGGGUUUAGAUCCACUUUUGGGUAAAUUGCAUAAAGGAAAUUUUGGAAUGGUUUGAAAAUGGUAGUUUUAAUAUUUCUUGUAAUCCAGUCACAAGAUAGGGUUGCAGUCCAUCUGUGCAUUUGAGUUUACAGUUCAGGGGUUUUAUAUUUAAAAUGGAUAUCAAUAUAUGUAAUUCCUCCUUUAGACAUCAGAUUUGUUGUGGAAAUUUCUCUCUUCUACAGAAUAUGAAAAUAAAGCAGUUCAUAAACUUUAGUCUGAACGCUGGAAAUAGACUUUAAAAUAUUUGUAUGGGCUUAAAAUAUUUGAGAGUUUUUUCUUUUGAUCUAUUAAAAAAGGACUUCACUAGUGCAAAAUUCUGAGUACUUCCAUGUCCCGUCCCAUUAAAGCCACCUGUCCUGUGGGUGCCCAUGCUUAUCAUUAAUUGACCAGGCCUAUAAUGGGAUGGUAAGCCACAGCUGCUAUUGCUGCUGUUCAGGUGCUGAGCUUCCUUGCUCUGGCAGUCUUAGUCCUGCAGGCUGCUCUGCCUUUCAGGUACUUUGGCUACCACCAUAUUCGCACUCUGCUCUUGUGUUUGUGAGCAGCAAGAUGAUUUUAGGGGUGUUUGUUGCAACCCUGCAUGGAUGCACUACAUAUCAGCCAGGAAUUUACCUGGUGUCUUUCUUUCUUUUACCUUUUUCCUGUGUGUCUUCCCAUACCCAGUGUAACAAGAACAGAAGUACCUGCUGGAAUGUGUAGCAUGUGUCCCAAAGGCUGUGGAGUAAAUUAGGAAAAGUGCAUAGUUGGAAGUUGUGAUCUCGAUCACAUGGGGGAUUUUGUAAUGGGAAGAGCUGCAAUUUUUUAACAGUCUUUCAAGAGUUCAAACUAAGAACAUAUACCUCACCUGAGUGGCCCCCAAAAGGGGGGAUUUUUAACAAAGCUUUUAUAUUUAUAAACUUCCCAGGACUCUGAAUCAUUGGAAAUUAUAACUACUUACUCUGUUGUGAAAUUUACAUAUUUCAUUAUAAAAAAUGACUGACCAAGAAAUUCCAAGGAUGUUGUGAAUAUUCUUCAAAUUCCCACAAUUAUUUAAGAAUAUUUCGGGACUUUAGGCUAAAUUCAACGUAGAUGUCAUAAGUGUUCUUUGCAAUGAAUAGUAUUUCUGGAGCAGGUUAGGAAGUUAAAAAAUUACAUGCCAAAAGUCCUUGCAAAAUUAUCGAUGCUGCUGCUACUGCAGUUUGCACACAAGCAGGACCAUACUUCAGUGAGAAGCUGUGUAUCAGCAGUAAAAUGUUUUGCUAAAAUAAAAGCAAAAAACUAUGUGCAGCUAAAACUAAGAAUAUGAUAUGUACCUACAUCCUACUGGUUUUAUAGAUAGGAUACAGAGACGGGUAUGGAAUUGAAACCAUGCAUAAAAAACAUCCUGUAAAGCUUGUAAGUUUAUGUGGAAAUUGCUAUAGGACAUAAGACUCCUUUGCAAUAACCUUUAUCCUGCUAAAAUUCACAAACUUUUAUUCUGUGCUAAAACUACAUCUGGGUGGCGCAAUGCAGCAUUUUUUAUUUUUAUUAAUGUGAUGUAUUAACUGUUUUGGAUUCAGUGUAAAAUUGUGUACAUCCGUUUCUUCACUGGUAAAAGAGGAACAAUCUCCAACUUGCAUACACCUUGGACCAGGCUGAAAAGUUAAUUGAAUGACCAGUUGUAUAUUAUUGAAUUGGUUAUUUAAUGAAAACUCAUUUUUAGUGUGAUCUUGGUUGUUACUAUGAACUGCCUGAACAUUGUAUAUCCUAAUUGAGUUAUAGUGUAUGAAUUAUUUAUUUGUAAUUGGAUAUCAUGUUACAAAAAUAAAAUUAAUUUCACAAAUCA